GACUGUUGGAGACCAAGGAGAAUCUGAGAACCCACGGAGCUCAGGGGGACCCCUCCACGGACUUCGGAGCUGGCGCUGGGAGGCGAGGCAUUGGUGUGCGGUGUGCGCGUGCGCGGGUGCUGACUAGACCCACCGGUGCAGGGUGGCCAGAGCAGGGGGACGUGGACAGGAGCCGAUGCUCCCAAGACCACAAGAUCCCAUCGCGGACACGUGAAGACGGGCAGUAGUAGCUCCGGAGGCGGGGAUGGAAGGACUCUCGCUCGAGGCCGCCCCCCAGGGUUCCAAGGCGGGAGAAACCUGGCAACCAGAGGGUCAGGUAAGGGAGAGCUGCCAGAAGCAAGAGGCCGUGCCCCACAGCGAAGAGCCCACCGGGCGAGCUGUGCCGGCGCAGGAUGAGCUCAGCGCAGGGAUUCCGGGAACCGGCUCGAGCCCUCCCCGUCCCCAAACCGACAGCGGUCUCCAGAGGCGCGGGGCGCCAAGGAAGAACCGGAAGCAGAAGCAGGCGGAGUCCAGGACGCAGGAGCGCGGGGGCGGACCGGGGAAGCCUUGGAAGUGUGGGGACUGCGGCAAGGCCUUCAGCUACUGCUCGGCGUUCACCCUGCACCAAAGAACGCACACCGGGGAGCGGCCGUUCGCGUGCGCCGAGUGCGGCAAGGCCUUCAGCCAGAGCGUGCACCUGACGCUGCACCUGCGCACGCACACGGGCGAGCGGCCCUACGCGUGCCCAGAGUGCGGCAAGGCCUUCAGCCAGGGCUCCUACCUGACUUCGCACUGGCGCACACACACGGGCGAGCGGCCGCACCGCUGCGCCGACUGCGGCAAGGCCUUCGCGCGCCCCACGCACCUGGCCCAGCACCGGCGCGUGCACACAGGCGAGCGGCCGUUCACUUGCGGCCAGUGCGCCAAGGCCUUCCGCAACCGCUCGUCCCUGCUGGAGCACCAGCGCAUCCACACGGGUGAGAAGCCGUUCGUGUGCGCGCAGUGUGCUAAGGCCUUCCGCUUCUCGUCGGCGCUCAUCCGCCACCAGCGCACACAUACGGCCGAGCGGCCCUACGCCUGCGGCCAGUGCGCCAAGGCCUUUUCGCAGACCGCGCACCUGACGCAGCACCGGCGCGUGCACACCGGCGAGAAGCCGUACGCCUGCCCCGACUGCGGCGCGCCCUUCAGCCAGAGCGCCUCGCUGGCCGAGCACCGGCGCAUCCACACGGGCGAAAAGCCGUACGCGUGCGCGCAGUGCGGCAAGGCCUUCACGCAGGUAUCCCACCUGAGCCAGCACCAGCGCGUGCACACGGGCGAGCGGCCCUAUGCGUGUCCAGACUGCGGCCGCGCCUUCAGCAACCGCUCGCACCUGCGGCAGCACCAGCUGGCGCACACGGGCGCCAAGCCCUACAGGUGCCUGCAGUGCGGCGUGGCCUUCAGCCACGUGUCCUCCCUCAUCGAGCACCAGAAGGUCCACACAGGCGAGAGGCCCUACCGCUGCGCACAGUGCGGGAAGGCCUUCAGCCAGGGCUCCUCGCUCACACUGCACCAGCGCACGCACACGGGCGAGCGGCCGUACGCGUGCCCCGAGUGCGGCAAGGCCUUCAGCAACCGCUCCUACCUGAUCCAGCACCACAUCGUGCACACCGGGGAGAGGCCCUUCGAGUGCGGCGGCUGCGGCAAGGCCUUCAGCUUCUCCUCCGCGCUCAUCCGCCACCAGCGCACGCACGCCGACGGGAAGCCCUGCUCAGGCGGCCGGUGCGGCGACACCGUCGCGCAGCUGCCGCCCCUGACGCGAUACCUGAGCUGCCCCCGGGAGGAGACACGGGUUGGCGGCGGGGAUGUGGCGGACCUGGCGGCAGGCGGACGGGCGGACCGGAGCUGA
Messenger RNA from Neogale vison (American mink), 1864 nucleotides. RefSeq names its product zinc finger protein 835 (gene ZNF835). Gene Ontology annotation, molecular function: DNA-binding transcription factor activity; RNA polymerase II cis-regulatory region sequence-specific DNA binding. Bases 245 to 1864 code for a protein of 539 amino acids. Gene Ontology annotation, biological process: regulation of transcription by RNA polymerase II. The record is from RefSeq and is a predicted model, not a curated record. The transcript has 3 exons. Lineage: Eukaryota; Metazoa; Chordata; Mammalia; Carnivora; Mustelidae.